AUGGUGGCUCAGCGCAAACUCAACAUUCACUACAAUGACUCCAGCAAGUUCACUGCAAAACUCGUGGUCGAUUCCAAUUGGCCUUUCACAGGGUGCCAAGGAGUGAAGGACGCUCGUGUUAUCGCUGGAACCGUGACCUGCUCCUUCGAGCCAAGGGUCCAGGACGUUUCAGACGGCAAGCGCUUCAUCUACUACAAGCUUGCUGACGCCGAGCUGCACAAGAAGCUCUCCAAGAGUGUCUUGGCGGCUGCUCACAUUGACCUUGCCGUUCUGAACGAUCAUGCCGAGGUUUACUUUACGAAUCCGCAGUCGGUGUCGCUGUUGGCAUGGUUGUCUUCGUCGCCAACUUGCCUCGAGUUCAAGCUGAAGGCCUUCGCUGCUGAUGUCCACCAUGGCCUGGACUUCUUUGACCGCAGUGCCAGCCCCCUAUCUGACUUCUGGCUGGCGCACAGGGACUCUGUGCUUGGCGAGCGGAAUCGCGAGGUGGCCCACAAGGAUGUGAUGGCCAAGAUCGGCUUCGUUGUUCAUAAAGAGAUGACUUUGCUGGAUGCCCUGAAGGAGAAUACGAAAGCCUAUUGGAUCAGAAGGGCGGCAUCUCUCGAAGUCCAAGUCAAAGAUGCAGAUUUCAUGCUGAGGAACGUUACGUGGGAGCUGAAGCGAGCUCGCACUCUGGCAGGCUUGCCGCCAGAUACUCCUGUUCCUGGUGUCUUGGCUACUGUCCCGGAAAGUGUCCCUAGUCCGGAUGGCGACACGUCCGAAGCUUCCCUCGCAGUCGCGGUCGAUACGACAAUCACGGUCGAUACGGCGGUCGCG
Molecule: messenger RNA, 813 nt
Organism: Symbiodinium sp. CCMP2456
Lineage: Eukaryota; Dinophyceae; Suessiales; Symbiodiniaceae
Source: the annotation of a GenBank genome assembly